Messenger RNA from Ailuropoda melanoleuca (giant panda), 1333 nucleotides. Its product is annotated as immunoglobulin alpha-2 heavy chain-like. The record is from RefSeq and is a predicted model, not a curated record. Bases 410 to 1246 code for a protein of 278 amino acids. NCBI's taxonomy places the organism in Eukaryota, Metazoa, Chordata, Mammalia, Carnivora, Ursidae. The transcript is spliced from 4 exons.
UUUAACCUCUCUUCUAAUUAUACUUAUUUUCUCGUUAUUAUAAUGAGUACUGUAAUAAUCUUUGUAGGUAUACCAAUAUACAUGAGUUCAAUUAUCUCUGUAAGAUAAAUUUAUGGAAAUAAAAUUGCCAGAUCACAGAGUAUGAUUUGCCAUUUUGAAAGGUAUCGUCAAAUGGCCCUCUAGUAGGACUAUACACUGGGCUGCGCUGACAGUGUCUAAGAAAUGACUGCUGAGUUGCUUCAAGUAGGUCACUAUAUUCUCUGCCUCUUCAGGUUCCUCAGAGGUCUCCCAGCCCUCUCUGUUCCAGCCUCAGUCUUCUGUGGUGAGUGGACAAGGCAAUCCACAGAUCUGGUGUGUGGUGCAGGGCAGCCCUGCCACAGCUCAUGUCUUGUCUUGGUACCAGCAGCUGAUGGGGAGUGGCCCCACCUUCCUGCUGAGUCAGCGAGAAGGGAUUCCCCCAACCUAUGGUUUGGGUGUGAAUCCUCGUUUCCUGGCAGAGAUGGACCCAGCCAAGAAUGCCGCACUCCUUACCGUGGGCAAUGCCAGCCCUGCUGAUGAGGGCACCUACUACUGUGCCCUGUGGUUUUCAGGCCAGUAUGUCUUUGGAGAAGGUACCCGUCUGCUCUAUCAGGCUAAGAUGCAAUCCUCAGCUUUCCAGCCACCUGAGCUGAGCCUGUUCGUCCCAGCCUCUGGCCCUCCCUUCCAUGUACUUUGUGUGGCCCUAGGACACAACCCUGACCCUCUGAGGGUCUCCUGGGUCCUGAAUGGCCGGUAUCAGGAGGAAGAGGACUCCACUGGAGGAGGUGGGGAUCCUGUGGUCAGCUGGCUGCAGCUGAGUCAGGAGGUGGCAGGAAUGUCUGUGACUUGCCGAGGCUUGCACCAGACCGGAGUCUCAGAAGUUGUGCUGCCCCUGCCCUGCAGCCAAGGGUGUAGAAGGCGGCUAGAACCGGAGAACUGGAAUGAGACUCAUGAGAAGAGUGGACACACUCGUCUAGUGGAGCUGGAACAGACCCUCACUGCCGCCGCCUACUGCUACCUGGGACUGCUGGGUGCAGCUCUCAUCUAUGGCCUGAUUUUGGCUGCCCUCUGGAGGAAUCGCUGCCAUUGGGCCCACCCCAUGGAGCCACUUACCCAAGAGGGUCAAGGAGCAGCCCUCGGUUCCAGGGUGCAGGUGGGCAGAAAGGGCCCUCCUGCCAGGGCCCCAGUGCGCAAGGGGCAGAGCCACAACGGAUUCCACAUCCUCUGAGGGGCUGCCCGUGCACCAGACCCUCCCUCCUUGCUCCAGCCAGCUUCCUCCUAGUCCGCUGCCUUUCAUUACCUCGCGGGUCCCCUU